Molecule: messenger RNA, 1575 nt
Organism: Adineta ricciae
Lineage: Eukaryota; Metazoa; Rotifera; Eurotatoria; Adinetida; Adinetidae
Source: the annotation of a GenBank genome assembly
AUGAGCCUUGGCGGUGGCGAUCUACAAGUCAUCUUAAGACGCAUACGUCAUGGUUUCAUAAUCUGUGACGACACAGAGUUAUGCGAUAAGAUUAUUAGUCAAGAUGUCGAUACUGAACAACGACGAAGAAAUUUAGCCAAAUCGAAAGCAAUUGAUAUUGAAAAAACAGAUUUAUUAACAUUACUUCGAACUGAACCCGAUUUUAUCCUCGAUGAAUUAUCUCAUUCACCUGAAUGGACAGCAACUAACGUUCAAGAUUAUCCAGCUGAUGAAUAUCUUGAUCAUCUUCGACGAGUUCGCUGCGAAACAUUGGGUCGACUUGAUGAAAUCAAAACGGAAAACGAAGCAAAACGCAAGGUUCAAGUUAUUUCAUGGCAAGAUCCAUCUCGAGCUCAAAAUGCAGAUGAACCGAUGCAUUCCAAAGACGAUGAUGACGACGACGACGACUCUUCCUCAUUUUUGUUUCAACGCCGUACAGAACCACUUGCACCUCUAAUACGACCAUCACCUCUAACCGCUCUACUUCAGUCAGUAAAUAAUCAGCAAAAUCCAUUUACACAAUAUGCCAAAUUCGAUGGAACGCCAAAUAUCGGUGCAAACCAGUCGAAGAAGUUUACUGUUCAUUUUCAAACUCGAAAACAAAAGUUACUAAUCAUCGUCGCUUCUCAUGCUACCGUCGGAGAAACUGUUGGAUUCAUUUGUUACAAAUACACCAUCGAAAAUCGCGAACCGGCUCUAACCCAGAAAGAUCCGUCCAAAUAUUCCCUUUACAUUGCUGAUGACGAUGGACAAGCAGAAGAUGAUUUACCCACAUUGGCACAUGCACGACCAAUUGGCGAAUACGAAUUUCCUCAUUUAGCAUUAGUUGAACAACAAGAAUCUUCAGCUUCCAAGUUAUCGAAUGAAGAGGAGUAUGUAACCGAUGAUGACGAUGAUAUCAGCGAAUCGUUUGAUGACUCGUCUCAAUCAGCAACGCCGCCACCGAGUGAACCUCGACAUUCAAUUUGUUCGAGUGGAAAACCUGUAUCGAUGAUUGCUGUUCAAGAUAAUCAAUCAGAAGAUGAUCCGAUCCAUAAUUGGAAUCGCUUAUACGAAAGUCUCAAUCAAAAAUCGUAUCCUUUCGAGUAUUAUGUUAAAUCCGGUAGUAGUAAACAUGUCAAAGCCCGUAUUGAUGUGUCCGGUGAACAAAUCCGUAUAGAAUUAUUAGAAAAAACCAGUCGCGUACCGGGUCAAGAUAUGCUCUUUACUACCCAACGUUUAAUUAAUUGCACUUUAUCCAACAAAGAAAUCAGUAAAAAACGAGAUCGCACGCGUGUUUAUCUAACUGUCGAAAGUCAGCAAGGAUCCGAUGGUUCACGUGCAUUUCAAACGUAUGAAUUCGAAUCCACAGUCGAGUCAGCCGAACAGUUCCGUGAUCAAAUAAGUAAUAUCAUUAAAUUAAAAAAUCCUCAAGGACGAGAUACAUACGAAGAACAACAACAAUUGAAACGAGAUAAUACGAAGAAACGACGUUCGAUCUUUAAUCUUAUUGGAGCUGGUAUCGGUAGUACAAGCGGAUCAUCAACUAAGUCUUAA